Messenger RNA from Aspergillus caelatus, 893 nucleotides. Its product is annotated as phosphatase PAP2 family protein. The transcript has 3 exons. The record is from RefSeq and is a predicted model, not a curated record. Gene Ontology annotation, biological process: protein N-linked glycosylation; lipid biosynthetic process. Gene Ontology annotation, molecular function: dolichyldiphosphatase activity. Gene Ontology annotation, cellular component: intracellular membrane-bounded organelle; endoplasmic reticulum membrane. Lineage: Eukaryota; Fungi; Ascomycota; Eurotiomycetes; Eurotiales; Aspergillaceae. The coding region runs from base 85 to 789 and encodes 234 amino acids.
GGAAAGCGAGAGAAGAAGAAAAAGAAAACAUCAGAUUAGAUAAAAAUAUAAAACAAUCUCUGUUGGCGCUUUCUUCUCAUCAACAUGACUGACACGCCCCUGGCAUCUUUGUCUUUGACGCAUGUCCAUUAUAAUCCGAACGACCCGCUCUCAUUUUUGUCGGCCUGGCUUGCCCUAGUCCCCCAGGCAUUAUGCGUGACCUAUGUCACUCUUGUUUGGGCGACAAGAGAGGUGGAGGUGCUAUUGAUGUUCGCAGGCCAGAUGGGUUGUGAAGCAUUGAACUUUGUGUUAAAGCGAAUCAUUCAAGAGGAAAGGCCGAAACAAAUGCUUGGUAAAGGAUACGGCAUGCCAUCAUCCCAUGCACAAUUUGUCGCCUACUUCGCCGUUUAUCUGGGGCUGUUCCUUAUCUUUCGACAUAAUCCCACGCACGCCGAGUCAUCAUUCCACAUUCUCAUACGGAUAGUACUUGCCAUGGGCUUGAGCGUUGGCGCCAGUGCCGUGGCUAUCAGUCGUAUAUAUCUGAACUACCAUACACCCAAACAGGUUUUGGCAGGCUGUGGUGCUGGUAUUGGGUGUGCCGUUGCUUGGUUCCUUAUCACGGCAUUCCUCCGGACACAUGGCUGGAUUGACUGGCUACUCGAUUUGACCAUAUCGAUGCAGUUGAGACUACGGGAUCUGGUGGUAAGUGAAGAUCUAGCCGAGGCCGGAUGGCAAAAAUGGGAAGCAAAGCGGAAGUUGAAGCGUCGUGGACAUAUUAGUAGUGAUCACCGGUCUCCGAAAACAGACUGAACCGUAUAAGUACUUGAGCCACGUAUACUUCGUUCAUUAGAUUUUGAAACAGGGAUUACAACGUGUUGAUCGCAAUGCCCUUGGAUCUAAUUAGCAUUCUCGCU